GUCGGACAUACGUACCAGCCAUAAAGAAGGCAUUAAUCGCGCCCAUCUGAGCUGACGUAAGGUCGAAGUCGCACCUUGCCGCAGGCAAGAUGUAGGCGCUAAUACCCCACUGCAGCCCGCAAGUAAGGGCAUCUUGUGGUCGCAACUGUCGUUGCAUCAGCUCCUACGCUAUUCCAAAUGGCUGUUCGAGGUGUACAGUGUGUCGUGCUGUAUCGCCUGCCUCUUCACUCUGCUGCUAGUGGAGCAGGCCCUGCACUCUGCCUGCGCUGUCUUGUUCAGCGAAGUAGCGUAUCGAUUUCAACGCUGCCGGAUGGCCCGGCGACAAGGUAACGCCAUCUUUAAUCGCAUCGCGCGGCUACACAUAUCAGUGCUUGCAACAUGCCGGGAUGUGAACUUGGCGUUUGGCCUGCUUCUGCCGUCGUACCUGCUUGUGAGCGUACUCAUGUCUCUGCUUAGCACGGUUUCCAUUAUUUUGGCUGAUGGCACGCCGGACUUCUUUGCACUAUCGUGCUUUUCGUAUCUUUUUAUCUUCUUUGUACCUAUGUGCCUCGCGGGUCAGCGUCUUGAGGAUACCGGCGAAUGCGUGGCUCAAGGGACAUAUCGAUCUGUCUUCAAACGCUUAGGCGUUAAGGGUGAGGCGCCUCGAGAGGACGUCGCCGGGGGCGCCGAGCCUGCCGAGGCCGGCCCUGCCAUGGGGGUUGUGCAUCAACCACAGCAUGAGGCCGAGACCGCCGAGGUCGCCGGGGGCGCCGGGGGCGCCUAG
Molecule: messenger RNA, 763 nt
Organism: Frankliniella occidentalis (western flower thrips)
Lineage: Eukaryota; Metazoa; Arthropoda; Insecta; Thysanoptera; Thripidae
Exons: 5
Coding region: 311-763 (150 amino acids)
Source: RefSeq, a predicted model, not a curated record